AUGGAGACUGAGAGUCUGCUGCCGAAGUCUAAAUCAAAGAAGUUCAGAGGUCGGAAAUAUGUGUCUCUCAUCAUCAUCAUCAUCAUCAUCACCUUCAUCUGGCUCUAUUACCUUACCCUCAGGAUCGAAGCUGGAGGACGCCACAUAGCCACGAACAGGCAAUACUCAAGGUCAGGGACAGAAGGCUGGUGUUUACCGGGGAAGCCACAAGGAGAGGAGGGAGCGUCAGAUCAUGGUGCCAAGACCAACCGGGCCAAGACCAAUAUGUGCAGAGAAAAAGGAUCCUCUCAAGCUCUGUCAGUUUCUCUGAAAGAACAGGUGGCCUUUAUGGCUGUCAAUGGGAAAAAGACGCUGCUGUUAUCGGCUUAUAUGGAGCACCGCAAACAAAGACAGGUUCAUGUCAUUUCCAUUGUGCUGAGGAGCGAGGAUCAAAACUAUCACUGUAGCAUUUGCUGCAACGAGAAACUGUACUUUUCUAAAGGUGUCGGCGAUAUCAACAGAGAUCACUUUGACUUCUCAUACGGCACAGCAGACAUCAUGUGUCCUCUUCCUAAAGGCUGUGAGACGCCCUCUCAUAUCGCUGUGACCAACAAUGCCACCAGCUCUGGUACCGAAGAUUUACAUGAGCUGGUAUAUUUGGAGGUAAAAAACCAAAACAAGAGUGAUGCCUUACCUUACGACUUCACCGUCUGCAUUUCCACCAUGUUUAAUUUUACUAAUGUCCUACAGUUGGUCCAGAGUUUGGAAAUGGUGCAGUUACUGGGGGUGGACAGAGUUGCCAUCUAUAAGAGCGACUGCAGCCCUGAAACACAGCGUGUACUGGACUACUACACAAAAAAAGGUUUAGUAGAGGUGAUUCCUUGGACGAUAUCCAACCAUCUGAAACCAUCUCGCGGCUGGCUGCCUAUGCAUGGUCCAGGUGACAUCCACUACUUCGGCCAGAUCCCCGCUCUCACCGACUGUGUCUACAGAUAUAUGUACCAGUCCAGAUAUGUGUCCCUGCAGGAUAUAGAUGAGGUCAUACUGCCUCAGUCUGUCAACAGCUGGUCGGACUUGCUACCACAGCUGGAGAAGAAAUAUGGCGUUGACAAGUGCUACAUGUUUGAGAAUAACGUGUUCCCCAACAAUGUCAUGCUGCCUCUUCCAGCCUCCCUAAAGCAACCCAUGGAAAGCCCCGGCUGGAAGAAUGUGCCUGGGGUGAACAUCCUGGCUCACCUCCACCAUGAACCCAUCAUAAAAGAGACGCAUUACAGCAACUUCAAGCUCAUCGUUAACCCCCGAGCUGUCUUCCGACCUACCGUCCACGGACUGCUGAAGUCAGAGAAAGGCUGUGCCUGGGUUGACAGGAAUAUAGCUCGAAUGUACCACACAAGAGCUGCAAUACAAAAGCUGAAACCCGACCAGCUGAUUUAUGACGGCAGACUACUGAAGUACAGCGACCGCCUCCUGUCGGCUGUCAAUACUGUUCUCAACGAGACCGGAUUACUACCAAGUGAAGUCUAG
Molecule: messenger RNA, 1503 nt
Organism: Scomber japonicus (chub mackerel)
Lineage: Eukaryota; Metazoa; Chordata; Actinopteri; Scombriformes; Scombridae
Exons: 11
Coding region: 1-1503 (500 amino acids)
Source: RefSeq, a predicted model, not a curated record